AGGUAGGUCUUGGUCACCACUGCUCACCGCACUUCACCUCACUUCACCUCACUUCACCUCACACUGCACCACCUCACCUCACAUCCCGCAGUCGGGUUACCUUAUCCUUCCAAAGCCCCUUGUCCCAGUACAGCAGAGCACAGCACAGCACAGCACACUCACGGACACCUCUCUUGCACAACCACGCCACGCCACGCCACACCGUCAGCGCCACCGCCAGCAACGUCGUCGCAUCAGCAGAAAUAGCGUUGUCGAGCACUUCCAGACUGCAGCGACAUCCUCGCGAGCUUGCAGCCUUUCAAACUACACGCACCAGCCAUGUCCAUGUUGCUGUGUUGAUACCCGACAUAUGUGGAUCCGCACACCUGCACCACGAUCGCAUCGUCUCAGCGUAGCGCGUCUUGAUCGCGUCUUGACCGCGUCGAAGAAGACACCUGGAAAGUGCGAGCCGCACCUUUCGGACAAUAGGAAAUCAUAUGGAGAAGCUCAUUCUACGAGGUGUCAUGUGGGGCACUGACAAGGUUCCCGAUGCGUGGUUCGACAAGAUUCCUGGAGGCUUCUAUAAGGCCAAAGAGCAGCAACUAGAACACGACCUGGAAAAGGAGAAGAGUAGGAAUGCUGACAUGAGCAAACGACGCUCGCGGCGCUACAGCGAAGACGAGUACGACGACGAUCGUGACUCUCACGACGACCGAGACGCUGGAUACCGAUCCGAAGGUCACAGAUCUAAGCGGUCGGAUGCAAAGCCUCACCACAGGGCUGACGACUUCGACGAGAUUAACAAUCGACCGCGUCGGAAGCGUAGCAGAGCACGGCGCCGGGACGAUGACGACAAGUACGGCAAGGACGAUGGCCAUCAUCGAUCCUCGCGCAGGUCUCGAAACAGUGGAGUCGAAUAUGGAAAAGGAGCGGUUCCUACAACAGAGCAAGGCCCUCCGUCUACAUCGUAUACCGAUCCUGUAGCAGGUGCUGCAGCCAUGGGCGGCGCGGCGGCAGCGGCUCAGCAGUUUCAACAUAAUGGUGCUUUUGGAUCUCCGCUGCCUUCGAAUGGCGCUUAUGGUUCUCCUCCUCCAUCAAACAGCGCGUACGGCUCUCCAAUGCCCUCGAAUGGAGCUUAUGGCUCGCCGCAGCCGUUUGCAGCACAACCCAAUGUGCCUGGUAGCAUUAACUCUGGUGGACAAGAUCCGAACCAGCACCCAGCACGGUCGACAUCGACACUGCGCGGAGGCAUGUCUACUGGAUAUGUUCCUUAUGCGCACAUCUAUGGAGGACCGAGUCACCCACAAGGACAACCUGGCUUCCCUCCAUCGCAGUCAGAUGUGGGGUCUGUACAGCCGACCUACAUGAAUCAGGUUGCUGCACCUGCGCCGAGAGUGGCACCAGUACCAGGGCACUACCAGCAGAACCCGUACGCUCAGGAAGCGGCGCCUGGCACACAGCCGGGAUAUAUGCCUGACCCGUAUUCACAGCAGAAUAGACAGCACGAUGGACGGUAUGACGAUCGGAGCAGAGGUAGUGGCUAUGAUUCUGAUGAUACCGCUCGCGAAUCGCACCGAAGCCGAGAUCGAGGUCGAGACCGAAGACGUUCGAGAAGGUCACGACGAGACCGCACGCCAUCUGAAGACAGCUAUUCCGACGACUCGCGCGACGAUCGAGACCGACGACGACGAUCACGCCCUCCUCCACGAGACGAAGCACCGCCCUCAGUAGCUUCCCGAAGUAAGUCAGCAGCGAAAGGUGCUCUCGAUACCUCCCAGCGAGGACUAGGGUACAGCGCAAUCGGUGCACUCGCUGGCGGACUCAUCGGUAGCGAAUUUGGGAAGGGGCCCAUACCACGAGUGGUGGCUACGGCAGUAGGAGCAUUAGCAGCUAACGUUCUACAAGCUAGGGAGAGGUAUGUUGAUCAACGUGCAUCAUCACAGCAUCAUCACCAUCAGCAUCGUCAUAGUCACACGCACGAGAAGAGCGAGAACAAAAAGCCACCGCCACAACCCUCGAAUUCGAGACGCAAAGAGGAGAAUCGCGAGAAGGAAUACCACCUUAGAAAGGCGGGCUAUUAUUCGAAUUAGGAGACCGAACCACAGCCACAUCUACAUCGCAGCAACAGCGUAUCAAGCCUCACCAAGCGAGACAAAAUACAGGCCCCCUUGUCCCCUUGAUGGACGACUUCCACCGAAUCAAGCUUUGUGCCAUAACCCGGGCGAGUCAUCAUAAUGCUUUCUACUAGCCUCCAUCAACAAAGUCUGCCUCUCUGCCUCUGGCGACCUAGUGAAUGAGGAUUGAUACUUAGUCGGGAACUCCAUAAUUUCUGGAUACCUAACCUUGACCUGAGACGAUCGGUUGGUCGGUCCAACAUUCCUCCAAUCCAUUGAUCCGUCCAUAAAUCAAUCAGUGGCCACUACUCGGCUUCUUCAUCAGUUUCUCUGCCCUUUCGAUCCACUCUUCCGCGACACUCUUGAUGUCCUUCUUCAAUUCUCUCGCCACCAGUUCUGCAACCUUGUGGAAGCGCUCUUCCAGAUGGUCUUCCGUUUCGUUCUUCUGCCAUUUACCCAAAAUACACGUGUUCCUCGUACUGGGUAUCCUCAAAACAUCACUUUCCGUCUCGAACCCCAUUUCUUCUGCCAGACUAUUCACAUAUGCACACAGCGUCGAAUAUGCAGAGGCCAUCUUCUUCUGCACCAGAGUCUUUUUCAGAGAACCGGUCUCUGCGGCUUGUGUGAGAGUGAUGUCGUUUUUCCGCUGAAGCUUUUCUGCUCCCGCCACAGUAUCUUCUUGUUCUUCUUCGUCAUUUCCUGCCGCUCCUCCUCCUGCUGCUUGUUGUUGAGGUAACCUUUCUUGUUGGACAAAAGCCAGAGAAGAAUCCCCUUCUUUACCAUUAUCAUCAUUGCAGUCAUGAAGAUUACGAUUCACAUUAUUACUACAUGCAUCACUAUUGUUUUUGUUCGUCGUCGUCAUUGUCCUCGUCGUCGUCGUCGUCGUCGUCCCCUUCUUCUCCCCUCGUUUCGCAGCUACUUCCGCUCGUCUUCGUGCCAUGCAAGUAGCUGUAGCUUCCGGCGCGCGAAAUCUCGCACCGCU
Messenger RNA from Sphaerulina musiva SO2202, 3075 nucleotides. RefSeq lists its product as uncharacterized. Lineage: Eukaryota; Fungi; Ascomycota; Dothideomycetes; Mycosphaerellales; Mycosphaerellaceae. The transcript has 5 exons. Bases 477 to 2069 code for a protein of 530 amino acids. The record is from RefSeq and is a predicted model, not a curated record.